Messenger RNA from Triplophysa dalaica, 5798 nucleotides. RefSeq names its product anoctamin 5a (gene ano5a). Gene Ontology annotation, biological process: chloride transmembrane transport. Gene Ontology annotation, molecular function: chloride channel activity; protein dimerization activity. The record is from RefSeq and is a predicted model, not a curated record. Gene Ontology annotation, cellular component: plasma membrane. NCBI's taxonomy places the organism in Eukaryota, Metazoa, Chordata, Actinopteri, Cypriniformes, Nemacheilidae.
AGACUCGUUUCUCAAUAUUAAUAUUGUCCCUCUUUCGCCUUCCAAUGGUGGACUAACAUCUCAUGUAUAUUAAACACAAAUCCCACAUCAUAGUAGAGGCGUAAUUUCCCUCACCGAGACCCGAAGACAAGCCCCAGUGUGGACAAAUCUGAUCCCCUGUGCGCGGAGUGUCAGCGGUCAGAGAGCUUAGAUCAGAUCACGGGGCGUGAGCUCGGACUGAGCCCGGGCGGAAAGAUCAUUGAUUCAACAACUCCGUCAAAUUCACGUGAUUACAGUUGGAUACUUUAUAAAAAUGAAUCGCGGAAAGCCGGUUGAUGCGACGCUUAUCGAAAUGGACCGGACUGUUUGGUCCAACGGUGGUGAGGAAAACAACGGCUUCCACACGAGUUUGGAUAAGGAAUCAUUUCAACUUGAAAGCGCUGUGGUUGAUAAACAUCACCAGAGCAAGGACUCUGUGUACUUUAGAGAUGGCAUACGGAGGAUAGAUUUUGUUCUUUCAUACAUCGAUGACAAGGAUGAAGUGAAGAAAGUGGAGCGAAGGAAGGAGUUUGAAGGUAACUUACAGAAAGCCGGACUUGAGCUGGAGACUGAAGACAAAUCUGAGUCAGAAGAUGGAAAGACAUAUUUCUUAAAGAUCCACGUUCCCUGGGAGGUGCUGGCAACCUACGCAGACGUUCUGAAAAUCAAAGUGCCUUUUAAAGCAAAUGAUAUUCCAGAAAAUAAAGAUGUGCCCAUGAGCUGGCUCUUUACACCCAUUCGUCUCCCUGAAAAUGUGAUGCACCCAGAGCCUGAUUAUUUCACCUACACAUUCGACAAGAGCAAGAUCGACUUUUUUCUCAUCGAGGAUAAAGACACCCUCUUCCCUCCAUCCACACGGAACAGGAUCGUGUAUUACAUCCUUUCCCGAUGUCCUUACAGUAAAGAAGACAAAGUCAAGAAGGGCAUUAAGAGGUUGCUGAACAACGGCACCUAUAUUGCAGCCUUCCCACUACAUGACUGUAGGUAUUGGACCAGGUCUCGAGAUCCAAACUGUGAGAGUGAACGCAAUGAACUGUACAAAUUCUGGGCACGUUUCAGUCGCUUUUACAAAGAGCAGCCACUCAACCUCAUACGGAAAUAUUAUGGAGAGAAGAUCGGCAUCUAUUUUGCUUGGCUGGGCUUUUACACAGAGAUGCUGUUUUACGCUGCACUUGUCGGCCUGCUCUGUUUUAUCUAUGGUUUGGCCACAUAUGACGAAAAUGUCUCGAGUAAGGAGAUUUGUAAUGAGACCAUCGGCGGGCAGAUCAUCAUGUGUCCUCUCUGUGAUAAAAAAUGUGGCUACUGGAAGCUCAACUCAACAUGUAGUUCAUCAUGGCAAUCAUAUCUGUUUGACAAUACGGCCACGGUGUUCUUCGCAAUAUUCAUGGGAAUAUGGGUGACUCUGUUCCUGGAGUUCUGGAAGCGGCGUCAGGCACGGUUGGAGUACGAGUGGGAUCUGGUGGACAUGGAGGAAGAACAGCAGCAGAUGCAGCUCAGACCGGAGUACGAGAUCAAAUGCACAGACCGCAGGCUCAACCGCGUCACCCAGGAGAUGGAACCUUAUUUACCCGCAUCAACCCAGUGUGCACGCUCAGUAAUGUCUGGGGUCACCGUCCUGUUCUGGAUCUGUCUUAUCAUCGCUAGUAUAAUCGGGGUGAUCGCGUACCGUCUGGCCGUGUUUGCUGCCUUCGCCAGCGUUAUGAAGGACAGCCCCACCAAUAAGCUGGAAGUGGUUGGGUCAUUAAUCACACCUCAGCUUGCUACAUCUGUAACCGCUUCCUGCAUCAACUUCGUCAUCAUCAUGAUUCUGAACUACCUGUAUGAACGGGUGGCCAUUUGGAUCACUGAUAUGGAGGUUCCCAAAACUCACCUGGAGUACGAGAACAAGCUGACGGUGAAGAUGUUUCUCUUCCAGUUUGUCAACUACUAUUCAUCCUGUUUCUACGUCGCCUUCUUCAAAGGCAAAUUUGUGGGUUACCCUGGAGAAUAUGAGUACAUGUUCAGCAAGUUGAGCGGCCUGAGAAAUGAAGAGUGUGAGCCUGGCGGUUGUCUGAUUGAGUUAACCACUCAGUUAGUAAUAGUCAUGACGGGGAAACAGGUGUGGGGGAACAUACAGGAAGCUCUCGUACCUUGGCUGCGUAACUGGUGGGUGAGCAGGAAUGCCCGAAAUCACCCAGAGAGUCUGUACAGCCGCUGGGAACAGGAUAAUGACCUCCAGUGUAUGGGGCAGCUCGGACUCUUCUACGAGUACCUGGAGAUGGUUAUCCAGUUUGGCUUCAUCACCCUGUUUGUGGCGUCUUUUCCUCUGGCUCCGCUGCUUGCUCUCAUUAAUAACAUGGUGGAGGUGCGAGUGGACGCUUGGAAAUUCACCACUCAGUUCCGCAGGCCCGUGGCUGCCAAAGCUCACAGCAUCGGUGCAUGGGAGGAGAUCCUCAACAUGAUUGCCGUUUUCUCAGUGGUCACCAAUGCCUUCAUUGUCUCGUUCACAUCUGACAUGAUCCCACGACUGGUGUAUCUGUACACGUAUCACCCGGGAACUGAGAUCACCAUGGAAGGAUACAUCAACAACAGCCUCUCGGUCUUCAACAUCUCAGAGUUCCGACCCGAAAACCGCCCGGAGGACGGAGAGAACGAGUGGUUUAACAGCCUUAAUGUGACCACAUGCAGGUACCCUGAUUACCGCUACCCACCCGGACAUGAGAAACAGUACAAGCACACCAUGCAGUUUUGGCAUAUUCUCGCUGCCAAAAUGGCAUUUAUCAUCAUCAUGGAGCAUGUGGUGUUUGUGGUGAAGUUCUUUGUGGCCUGGCUGAUCCCUGACGUGCCGUCGGAUGUGAAAGCUCGUAUAAAGCGCGAGCGCUACCUGAUUCAGGAGUAUCUGCACGACUACGAGCUGGAAAAGCUUAAAGUCCAGCUCAGACAGAACAGGGAGAACAUCGAAGAGUGUACAUGUCCCACCACAGCCGCCCCACCUGUGAAACUUGAGGUGUUUUCUGACUGUCUGACCUAACACAAACACAACCAGACCUCUCUAAACCACAACACAAUACAAUCUCAAGGCCAAUGAGAGAGAGGCCCGUGUUAUAAUGCGCUCUGAAAUCACCAUGCUUGCUUUACCCCACUAGUCCAUAAUAACGUUUACAUUAUUCAAACGGAUCACAGUAGUUUCACACUGUGUUGACUCAUCAGGCUGCUUGAUUGAUUUCAGUCAUGUGACCUCCAUAAGUCGACCCUUAUGAAAGGGCCCCCUCUUAGAACCAAGUCUUCCCAAUAGGGAUUGUUAAAUCUGAAGUUUUUUAAAUAAAAUAGUUAUGAAGUUAAAGCCAGAUUUAAAUGCACUAUAGACAUAUCUUAAGCCAUAUGACUUCUGCUCUCACUUGUUUGCUGAAAACGCGAUCUAUGCAGUCUCCUCAAUCCUUGGUUUUGUUUGAUUUCCGUGUCAACGUUCUCUGCUGGUGUGGCCAUUUUCUCUUAUAUGACAAAGAUAAAGUGUGAGCUGUUUAUAUGUUCUGGUAAACACUGUGUCAAGGCCAGAAAGCUAAGGGGUGAAUCUCAUCAAAGCAUUUCUAGUCUCAUAGUUUAAAUCAAAAGAACUAAAAAGGUAAGACAUUUUAUUUUGCAUAAAGAAAAAGAAGGCUGUUUGGAACUAAAUGUUAUUUUUGUAAUGCAUUUUGUUCCCUAAACUCAAAUUAAAAUAUUAGAUUCUCAUAACCACAUUGCAAAAGCAAAAAAAUUAUCACAAAAAAUUGAGUAUAUUGUCAGUACAAUAAUUAAAAAUGCUAUUGAUUCUCAUUACCGUAACCCCAAAACGGUGAAUUCUCAUAAUCGUAUUGCAAAAACUGUAUAUUCUCAAUACCAUAAUUCAAAAAAUAAUAGUAUUACCAAAAUGAAUAAGAGAAGAUUGAAAUUACAGUAAUUCAAAAUGCUAAAGAUUGUCAUUACCGUAAGCCUAAAACCGUGAAUUUUCAUAACUGUAAUGCAAAAGUAAUAUAUAUUUUCAAUACCAUAAUGCAAAAACAAAAAAUAAUAGCCUAACCACAAUGAAAAUGAGUAGAUUGUCAUUACAGUAUUUAAAAAAGCUAUAGAUUCUCAUUACCGUAAACCCGAAACCGUGAAUUCUCUGUAACUGUAAUGCAUAAAAAACAGUAGAACCUCAUUACCAUAACAGGACAACUUAAGGUUCACUAUCAUUAUUCUCAGCUAUCACCACAAACUGAAAGAAUAUCAAUUCACAUUAAAAACUAAUGUGUCUAAUAGUUCGGAGUGAAAUAUAAUUCGGACAUGUUCUUACCAGCUUUCGUGAGAUUCAUCUUUAGAGAAUCGAAUCAGUUGUGUUUGAACACAGCUUCUGUAUGAAUAUUUAGUUCUUCUGAAUGCCUUUAAGCAACCAAAGCUAAAAUGCCUUAAAACCUUCUAACAUCUGCAUGAAUGUUCGACAUUAUGUAAAAUAGAUUAAGAUAUUAAUAUACAACUGAAGUUUAAUCUGUUUACUGUUUGAAUUCAUGUACAAAGAAAUGUAAAUUAUAUAGAUGAAGUUGUGAGGAGGAAAAUAUUUUAAGUUAUUACUGUAUGUACUUUUAGUAAAUUCUCUUAUUGAUUUAUAUAGACAAACUGCCACGCAAAAUUUAACAGUAUUAUUUCAUAGUGCAAUGCAGCAUUUCUGCUGAUUCUGUGACAGACAAUUUCCAAUGCCAUAUUUGUUUUCUUGCUGGAAAUAUAAUUCAAAAUAAUGCUCUAAACCAAAUAUGAGGAUGCAUACAGCACAUAUGCACACUGCAUGUUAUACUUAUUAUUUUACAGAGCUGAUUGUUACAGGCAAUCACCUUAUUAAACCUUUAUAACAACAAAUGAGAAAUAUAUAUUUUCAAAGCCAAAGUGCUAAUUCAUAUAAUGUGCCUUUGUUUCUCCGAAAAUGAAGUCCAGGUGGAGUGUUCAAUCAUUUUACCUUCCAUUUCAUUUACUGUAUCGUCCUUGUGAGAGAAGGAAAAAGCCACGGUGGCAAUUAUUUUCUUAGUUUUUUUGCACAAAGCACUUGUUGUCUGAUUUACAAUGCUCAGUGUUUUGAAGCAGGUUAUGUGCAGUUAAGUGAAUAUGCAGUUGUAUACAAUAAGAAGUUUAGGCUGACUGUAUGUUUCGUGUGUCAGUUGGAUCAUGCCUUUGUCGUUUAAUUUGACAUUGGCCUAGAGCGUUAACAAAAUUAGCAAUGAAAAUUCAAAUGAUGACCAUCAAAAGUUAGGAUUGGUUUGACGUGUAAUGAUAGAAGAAAACUGAGCACUUCUAUUUUGCUUUAAUUUGUGACGUGAAUGGUUUAAUUGGAAUUCAUAUUUUAUCCGUAGCCUAAAUGUUAUUUCCAUCUCUGGUUGUAAUAUGAAGAAUUUAAUCGUUGUUUUCUCAUUUCAAUUCAUAAAAAAGUAUACUGUCUGAAUUGUUCACUAUUGACAAUCUGGAAUCUGUGCCGUAAGGUAUAAUAAUCCAUCCUUUAGUUAAGGAUGGUCAUGACCUUAUCAUUUCAAAUAGAUUUUGAACUUCUGAAGAUAUUCUCAAUGAUCAAAAGUGUUUCUGCCUUAAUUCACUUUCUAUCUUUUUAGAUUUUUUUUUCAUUUUGAUUCAUUUAACUGCUUCCAUGUUUUUCUCUUCUGAUUUUGACAUGGUUAGCAUGGUUAUCUAGGAUGUGUAUUUGAAUUUGUGUGUGUGUGUUUUUCUGCAUUGCUCUUAUGUACUCAGAAAUGUACUCAGUUUUUCAUACUUUGUCACCCGAAUAAACUAUUAAAUCCAGACAA